Molecule: messenger RNA, 948 nt
Organism: Maudiozyma barnettii
Lineage: Eukaryota; Fungi; Ascomycota; Saccharomycetes; Saccharomycetales; Saccharomycetaceae
Gene: UBA3
Product: NEDD8-activating protein UBA3
Exons: 1
Coding region: 1-948 (315 amino acids)
Biological process (GO): protein neddylation
Cellular component (GO): nucleus; cytoplasm
Molecular function (GO): NEDD8 activating enzyme activity
Source: RefSeq, a predicted model, not a curated record
AUGAAUUGUAGUGUUCUCAUAUUAGGUGCAGGUGGACUGGGCUGCGAAAUCCUGAAGAAUUUAGUGAUGUGUAAGAUUUCAUCUAUUCACAUCAUAGACAUGGAUACAAUUGAAUUGACAAACUUAAACCGACAAUUUCUUUUCUCAGAUGAGGAUAUUGGGAAGCCAAAGGCUACAACAGCAAUUAAGUACAUCGAGACACACUUCCCAAAUAUACCUAUUAGGCUGAUUCCAUUAGUUUGUGACUUAACUACUUUAAAUAUUGAAUUUUAUGAACAAUUUGACUUUAUAAUAUCGGGAUUAGAUGCUAUCAAACCAAGAAGGUUCAUCAAUGAAAUAAUCAUCCAAAUAGUAUGCAAAUCAACUUUUGAAAAAGUCAUACCAUUUAUAGAUGGUGGUACAGAAGGGUUAAAGGGACAUGUGAAGACUAUACUUCCAGGUUUUACUGCAUGUUGGGAAUGUUCAAUUAAUACAUUACCAAAAGGGCAAGAUACUUUACCAAUGUGUACAAUUAUUAAUAAUCCAAGAAAUUUAAAACAUGUUAUUGAGUACGUGAUUACAAUAAUAUAUCCUUUAGAUUCAAUUAAAUGGGAUGAUGUUUUCGCUGAUGACAAAUCGGAUAAGAUCUAUCAAAAUAUUUUGGAUGCUUCUUUUACUAGAGCUAAAGAAUUUAAUAUUGAUACAAGUGAAUUGAACCUUGCGUAUGUGAUGGGUGUCAUCAAACGGAUAAUCCCCAGUGUCAGCACAAUGAAUGCAAUGAUUGCAGCUAACACAUGUAACGAAUUUCUAAAGAUUUAUCAUGACAUGAUAGAGAUAACUGAUUCAGGUACCAUCCAGGCAAAUAAUUUUACAAUCCUAAACGGUGCGGAAGGUUGCUUCUCUUACAGUUUCCAAUAUGAAAGACUAAAAAAUUGUUCGGCGUGCUCGAAACUCUAUCCUCAGACAUAG